Molecule: messenger RNA, 1875 nt
Organism: Adineta steineri
Lineage: Eukaryota; Metazoa; Rotifera; Eurotatoria; Adinetida; Adinetidae
Source: the annotation of a GenBank genome assembly
AUGCAUAAUAAAUUUAAUAAUCUACAACGAUUAUCUCAGAAAACAAAAGAUGAUGAUAAUAAUAGCGAUUGUUUAACAUACGCUUUUAUUAGUAUGUAUAAAAAUUCAAUUUGGUGUAUUAAAUCUCUGUAUGAAUUUUGUUUAAAAUCUCUUUCACAAAUUUUAUUAUUAUCAUCAAAAGAAGAAUUAUAUUAUACUGGAAUUAAUAAGAAUAUGAUGAUGUCUAUGAAUAAUUCUGCCGAUGAGAAAUAUUCUCGUCAUCGUCGUCGUCAUCGUCGUCGAUUAUCAAAAAGUAUUUCUCAUCAUUCAAAUCAAAAAUCUUCAUCGAAAUUAAAUCUGCUUUCAAAUAAAACACGUGUAACUGUUCGUUCCGUAUCAAAUUUAAAUCUCAAUCAAACACAAUCAAAUCAUACAAUAUUAACAGAAGAAAAAAAUACUUUAGGAACAAUUAAUUCACAUAUUAUUGUAGUACCUGUACCUUCAUCUCAUUGUCAAAAUUUACCAACAAAUCCAAUAAAUUUACGUGAACAAUUAGCUGAUUCACUUUGUCGUCGUUCAUAUGAACCGUUAACUUUUAUGAAUCGUGGAAUGUGUUGUGGACAUUGUCGACCUUUGUUUCCUCCGAAUAUACCAUUUAAUCAUCCAGAUCAUUAUAUUCCACAACAACAAUCAUUAGAUAAAGAAAAAAAAUCUUCUGAGAAAUCUAUAAAAAUGAGUGAUGCAAGUGAAACUCAAACUAGUCCAUAUGCAGUUUCUCCAAGUAUAAAAUCUCAUGUAACAAAUUCACCUGAAGAAGAUGAACUAUUAACAACUGAUACGAUAUUUACCAAUGGUAUUAAUGAACAAAAUGAAUCUAUAAUAUCAUUUCCUGAUCAUGAUACAUCACCAUCUCAACGAUCAGUAGAAAUAAUUAAUGAUGAUAGUCAAUUACGAUUGGAUGCACAAAUACUUGUUAAUGAUUCAAUUCAAACUGCUCAAGAAAAAUAUCAAAGAAUCUUACGAAUGAGUAUUGAUCAAGAUCCACAAAAUAAUACAUUAGACACUGAGAAACAAACAAUUGAUAAUCAAUCUAAAUCAAUAAUUAUACCCGAUGAAUUUAAUGAAGAAAAAUUAUCGAAUGAUAUUACAUUAUGUCAAGAACUUUGUAAUAAACUCAAUCUAUCAGAUUCUAGUCAAAUUACUGAAAUUAUUCGUAUACUUGCUUCAAAUGCUCCACAUAUUCUUAAAGAACAAUCGACAUAUCAUACACCUUUAAUAAAUAAUUUAAAUACAAACAAAGAAGAUGAAAAUAUGCUCUGUAGACAAUUAUUACUUCAUCCACCAUUUAAACCAAAACGAUUAAUUCAUCUAUGUCCAGAUGGAAGUAUUCAAGUGUUAUCAGCUGUUGAUGAUGAUAAUAAUAAUUCAAAUAAAAACCAAUUCAUUGAUCAACAUCAACAAUAUCAUCUGAAUUAUUCUAAUUCAGCUAUAACACCAUCGAUUCAACAAAAUCAUAUUCUAAAAAAUGAAUCUUCUGUUGCUUUGGAAUAUGAAACAACAACAGCGAUUGAUUUCAAGACUAAUUUCAACCAUAAGAUAACAACUGAAUCAACAUCAACACAACAACUACAUUCAAAAAUACCUGUUGAACCGAUUGUGAAAAUUAAACUUGAUCUUACUGAUGAAACAAUAAACGUAGACAGUGAAGAUAAUGAAAAUUCAUUACCAGAAAUCUUUUUCAAACGUAUUAUUGCACCUGAAAGUUCCAUAAUAUCAUCUACUAAAAAAUCUAAUCAAAAUAUAAAAGACGAAAAAAAUAACAUAAUUCAUAUUGAUCGUCAAAGUUAUUCAAAAUCGCGUUAUGAUCGUUCUCGAUCUUCUUAUACAGAGAGAUAA